This is a messenger RNA of Eremothecium sinecaudum, 1176 nucleotides long. RefSeq names its product HBL353Wp. The coding region runs from base 1 to 1176 and encodes 391 amino acids. The transcript has a single exon. NCBI's taxonomy places the organism in Eukaryota, Fungi, Ascomycota, Saccharomycetes, Saccharomycetales, Saccharomycetaceae. The record is from RefSeq and is a predicted model, not a curated record.
AUGACGCAAAGUUCUACAAGAAGAAAUUAUCUAUACUUACUCCCGGUUUCGUUCAUUAGCGGAAUAGUACUAUCUUGGCUAAUCAGAUCUCAUUCGAAUGUGGGAACGCAAAGCAAUAUUGGCCACCAAGAGGUUGCCAUGCACCUCGACAUGAAUAAGUUGGGAUUUGAUAAGGUUACAGAGUGUGUAACCGAAACAUCGUUACCAUUACAAUUUUGCUACGAUGGAUUUAGCCGCUGGUCUGCCCAAGAGGCAGAAAUAAAAUUUAAAGCAGACGUAGCAGAGCAGUACAAAAGCUGUGUUACAAACGUUGGGUUUAUGAUUGAGGACAAUGAAAGCGUGUCUAACCAACGCGUUUUGUCUAGUAUCCACCGUUGCAUUCUUAAUGCCGAAUAUCCUGAAUCUGUAACCACAGGCGGCAAAAAGGUCAAGGACACAAGACCUAAGGUUUUAUUUGGAAAAUUAUUUGGCAAGGUGUACGACUUCUUUAAGUUUAUGUUGAUACUAUCUAUUGUUAUGUUCCAGGUAUACUUGUGCAGUGACAGCAUAUUCCGUAAGGACAAUAGCGAAAAGGAUGAAGCAUCCAAGGUCAACACUAAUAGCGAUCAAUCAUCCAAAGCAGUUGGUCCAGCACCACAAAAAGAGAAGAAGCUAACAGAAAUCCCAAGAAAUAGAAAGGCUCCGUCAAAAACUGACCCGCAGUCCAGACUUAAGGGACCAAACCCGGAAUCUGAAAACUCUGCGCCCGAAGACACUGAUAGUAACGUUCCUAAAGCUUCUCCGGCCAACUCAUCUCCCCAAACGCCUCAGAAGAAUAGCGGUAGUCUAGUAUCCACACAAUGCAAGAACCGCGUUAUCAUCAAUUGCAAGGAAAAGGGUCUAGUCUUCGACAUGACGACAAAGGAAGGAAUACAAAAAUGGCGUGAUUACGUAAACAGAGGAAAGUCUCACACAAUUCCUACUAGGGAAAAGGCGAUGGGACCCACACAGGUGUGUUUGACACCUAUAGCAAAUCAACCCAUUGAUUUUAGCCGCAUUUCACUUUAUGAUCACAAUGGCAAAGCAUUCCGCCGAAUUUUUGUUCCUGGUCUUGGUUGGAUAACCAGAGACAGAUGCAUCCAACUAAUGCAAGAACAGGGUUAUAAGGAAAACCAGGUGCGCGGGUUGGACUAUUAA